UCAGAUGCUCGUCGCUUACCCCUAGAGUUUUUUUUUCUGUGCUAGCUUCUCCCACCCACCGUACGUUGUUGCACGGACUAGUAGCAAUGCAGCAGCCGUCACCGUCCAGCUGCGCCGGCGCUGACGAUUUUGACUUGGUGUUCCCUUUGGACCUCUGCUUCUUCCCGGAACUCGAUGGCGACGACGAUGGGUUCGCGACCGAGCAUGCGGCGUGUAUGGAUCAGCUGCCGCAGGCGGUGGCGGCGGAGACGCAGGUCGGAGAGGAGAAGCCGGUGAUGGGGUACGACGGGGGGAGGUUCGAGUUCGACUCCGUGCAGCCGCACAAGGUGGAAACCAUCCUGUCGCUGCUACACGGACAGGAACCUGCAGCUCCGGCAGAAAGCGCCAGACCACCGUAUCUCACCUACCUGGUGCCGCCGAUCGUGGUGCCCCCGGACUUCGACAGGCCGGCGGCGCUGACGCGGUACCGGGCGAAGAAGAGGAGGAAGAGCCUCAGGGCCGUGGUGAAGGCGGACUACAGCUGCCGCAGGGAUGUCGCUCUCAGGAUGGAACGCACGAGAGGGAGGUUCGUGCCGUCCGCGAAGAGCCCCGGUAGCGAGCCACUGACGCUGUGCGGCAGCUGCGGGAGGCGCAGCGACGCGACGCCCAAGAUGCGGCGUGGCCCGGGCGGGUCCAGGACGCUCUGCAACGCCUGCGGCUUGAUGUGGGACAAAACCGGGAAACUACGGGGGAUGGAGAACGAGCCUUGCGGCGGCGUCCGCAGCCGAGGCGUGUAACGCAGCGCCUCGUUCGGUGCUACUGGUUUUAUGUGUUUUGAGAGGUGUUUUAGGUGAAAACACCAACCAUCCAAAACACUACAAAUUCCUUUUCACCCUUUGUUAAAAUAUUUGUUUAGAACAGUGGUCUUACAAAUUAGUGUAUUCGAGUGUAUUCAACACAAAUGGAUAAAAAGACGAUCUUUUUAACAGUUUAAAUUAGACUUGUAUUACAAAUAAAAGUCUAACCUUUUUAGCACACUAGAAUAGAGAAAAAUUCAAUCAUGAUGGCAAGUGUGCUUCUACACAAUACGAUCUUUUGUGGAUGAGAGGGAAAUGGAAUUUGAUAUUUUUCCAACAAUGUUGGUAGCUGUGUCGAACUUUAAAGGACCCGAGAAUAGAUCCAAGCUUUCCUUGAGACGUACCGGCAUAUUGAAAACAUGGAAACUAAUACCCAACUUUAUGAUGAUCUGAUUGAGCACCAACGACAAUU
This is a messenger RNA of Lolium perenne, 1248 nucleotides long. RefSeq names its product GATA transcription factor 20-like. Gene Ontology annotation, molecular function: sequence-specific DNA binding; protein binding; zinc ion binding. The record is from RefSeq and is a predicted model, not a curated record. Gene Ontology annotation, biological process: regulation of DNA-templated transcription. Lineage: Eukaryota; Viridiplantae; Streptophyta; Magnoliopsida; Poales; Poaceae.